UUAUGUACAGUGAAUGUGUAGUUCGUUUAUCGAGUAUCUAAUUAUUCUGCAUUCCUCCACAUGUUCCUCCCUUGACUGCAAUCUCACCUGGUGGUAAGUGAAGAUGCAGCCUAGUAGGUCAUAUACACUUGGGAAAUGGAUUUCAAUCGUAGUUUACUCGCCGCCGCGACGGUUCUAGUGCCCAAGAAGCCUACCGCGUCGCCUACCUCGUCGAUAAUGCCAGUGUGGGCUCACAACUCCUGGGUCUGCCUCUUCGCUGCCAUGCUGACUGUUGCUAUUGGCGGGAACGCUAUUGUUAUAUGGAUUGUUACGGCUCAUCGACGCAUGCGGACGGUGACGAACUAUUUUCUGGUGAACCUCUCCUUCGCUGAUCUGAUGAUGGCAUCGCUCAAUUGCCUGUUCAACUUUAUCUACAUGCUGCACAGCGACUGGGUGUUCGGGGUGCGCUACUGUCAGCUCAGCAACUUUAUUGCGAACGUGACCGUAGCAGCCAGCGUGUUUACUCUCACUGGGAUAUCUUUUGACAGGUACCAAGCGAUCGUGAGACCAAUGCGGCCGAGGAUGUCGAAGACGUGUUCUCUAAUCAUGAUCGCCGGGAUUUGGGUGAGCGGGAUGCUUCUAGCCGUGCCCUGUUUACUAUACUCUACAACUAAGGAAUACCGAUCGAAAGGGACUUUAAAAACUGCAUGCCUGCUGUCGUGGCCCGAUGGUUUACCUGACGUCUCUUACAUGGAUUUUGUGUACCAAGUGUUGUUCUUCGUGGUCACAUACGCGGUGCCAAUGCUUGGGAUGACGUUCUUCUACUCAGCCAUGGGGAGAGUGCUAUGGGGUUCCCGGUCCAUCGGCGAACUGACUCAGAGGCAAGCCGACUCGAUACGCUCCAAAAGAAAGGUCGUAAAGAUGUUUAUCCUCGUGAUAGUCAUUUUCGGUAUCUGCUGGCUGCCGUACCACUCGUACUUCAUCUACACCCACUUCAACCCAUCGAUUAUGUACAUGAAAUACAUCCAGCAUAUCUACCUGGGGUUCUACUGGUUAGCAAUGGCCAACGCUAUGGUCAACCCCAUUAUUUACUACUGGAUGAAUGCUAAGUUUAGGUCGUACUUUCGAACAGCGAUCCUCUGCAGGUGGAGGGACACUUGCUUCCGCAGAAAAAGGCCGUUGCCGGAGUCGCCACCGGAAUACGUCUCCCAGUCGGGCAGCAGAUCCCGAUCAGGUGUCGAGGAGCCCAGAAAUUUAAGAGGAAAUGCAGCAGUCGCAUGGCCGCGCUCGUCGUGUCAGGAGGUCGGCCCGCGGUCGCAGAGACCGCCUUUGCUUGCUAGCUGUCCUCGGUGCCGGACGAAAUAUGAUGCGUUCAUCCACGGGCGUAAAGUGUAAAUUUAGGAAAGACAUUUCGUAGUUAGGCUGUACAAUUAUAACGUGAAGUAAAUUCAUUAAAAUAUAUUUAAUAGGGUAAACCAACUUGUUCAAGUAGUUAGCAUGUUAAGAUUCGGUUCACGUGGUCCGACGAAAAAAACUUAUUACGUAACUAUUGAGUUUUCUGCCAAAAGUACUAAGUGAUUUCAUACGAAGGUCUUUAAUACAGCAAACGAUCAUAUAAACUGGUAUCCUUAGUUUUUACUUAAAAUAAUAAUUUAAAAAGGAGUUCGUAGUGCUUCUCAUUACCAGCUCUUUGUAAAGAAAUUGGUGUUGUUUACUUUCAUAACCUGGAUAGCACUUUAAUCAGUGGAAGUUUUUAUUACCACACGUAAUAAUCUCAAAGUCUGCCAGCCCGCAAUUGAGCAGUGUAGCGGUUCUAAUCUGUGCAUAAAUCCCUCUCUUCUAUCGAGGAGUUCCAGUAGUGGUACGUUAAUAGGCUGGUUGUGAUAAUGAACCUUGUUAUCAAACUAGCAAUACCCUUAAGCAAAAACCAUCAGUAAAAACUAUAGAAUUCAAAGCCACAAGUGAUCUCAAAUCGUGCAUAGGUAUUCAAUAACCGUUGUCAAAGGACUUUCGCCUUAUCAUGUCAUCAUCGUUGCCUUUACGGGCCCGGGCCUGCUCUAGUAAAUUCCUAUCCAUGGGCCCCUAAUAACGCAUUCCAAUAAGUGUUACGUGGCGUUCGUCACGACGCAACUUUAGCCAAAUAAAUCCUUGUCAGCCCAAUAAGCUGUGACGCUAUGAACUUUUUUGGUUCACUAACUUUUCAUGUGUGCUGGACAUAUUUGGCUCGCAACUUUUAAUUCGUAACUAUAUCUAACACACCACAAACUUUUCAAUGCCGUAGUCCUGCUCAAACUAACGUAAGCUACUUUGGGUUUCAUUCUCAUUAUUCUCAGCCAAUUAAUGUCCCACUGCUGGUACAGAUUUUCUUUCUCAAAAACAGAGAGAUUAUAGCUUUGGUCCUCAAUGGAGCUUCAUUGAGUAUAUGUCGUGUAAGGGUUUUUAUAUUGUACGCUAUUGUACUGAUAUGUUAUCUCCGGUGUUUUUUCUCAAGUAGACUACUCGUGUUCCCUUAUUUCUGACAAAAAUGUUCAGUAACAAGGAUAUAUAUAUAGGUCGGUUUACCCUAUACCUUAUUGUUAUUGUCUUAAAAGACCAUUUUUACUAUUGAAACUAUUGUAGUCGUGUAUAUUAAUAAAUAUAUAAGUAUUUUUUUUGGGAGUAUGCCUAAUAACUUAGUAGUCAGGCAAAAUCGAAAAGAAAUUUGCGUAAGGUUUACUUUUUUUUGUAUAUAUAUUUGUCUUAAAAGACGUUCUACUUAAUGUUUAGGAAGAAGGAAGAAUCAAGACAUUAGUCGGUGUGAAAUUUAAGAUUUACGGUAAAUAUAAAUUUAUUAAGAACCUUUGCGGAAAUAAUGUUUUCACGCGCGUUCUGAUAACGCGGGUACACCGCGCGUGAAAGGGUCGUAUGUAAAGGCUUUAAAACUAUGUUAGAAAUAGUAAAAGACCCUGCAGAGUAGGAGGCAUUAAAAAAUUUGCGUGCUGUUCCAGGAUUAUGGAAAACAAUAUACUAAUUGUGAGUCGUAGUUAAUUUAUUAUUAUGGUUAUUUAUUAGUCUGCCAAUCCGCACUGGGUCAGCGUGAUGUUUUCGCAAAAUUAAUAAAAGAAAUUCAAUCAAUCAAUCAAAUUUCGAGUAAACAAUAAUGAUGUUUUUAGCCCACUUUGACUGGUUUAUUUUACAUAAAAAUUACA
Molecule: messenger RNA, 3167 nt
Organism: Pararge aegeria (speckled wood butterfly)
Lineage: Eukaryota; Metazoa; Arthropoda; Insecta; Lepidoptera; Nymphalidae
Gene: NGR-A32
Product: tachykinin-like peptides receptor 86C
Exons: 11
Coding region: 136-1374 (412 amino acids)
Biological process (GO): G protein-coupled receptor signaling pathway
Cellular component (GO): plasma membrane
Molecular function (GO): neuropeptide Y receptor activity; tachykinin receptor activity
Source: RefSeq, a predicted model, not a curated record